CAAUCCCAGGCGGCCCGCAGCUUCAUUAAGCGGCUAGAUUAGGGUUUAACAAAUUUCUUGAAGAAGAAUCCACAGUACGUCCUACUAAACCCCGGUCUCUCUCUCGGUGCAAUUAUCAUCGAUCGAUAAGCGUCAAAUAAUGGGCAGCAACCAAGCAGCGGUUUCAUUCCUUACCAACAUAGCACGCGCCGCCUUCAGCCUCGGAGUGGGCGCCACCGUCCUCAAUUCAUCACUCUACACCGUAGACGGUGGCCAACGCGCCGUCCUAUUCGAUCGAUUUCGCGGUGUGAUCGAUGAAACUGUAGGCGAAGGUACUCACUUCCUGAUUCCAUGGCUCCAGAAGCCGUAUAUUUUCGAUAUUCGUACUCGUCCACAUACCUUCUCUUCCAUUUCCGGCACUAAGGAUCUCCAGAUGGUUAAUCUCACCCUCCGAGUCCUCUCUCGGCCUGAGGUUAAUCGCCUCCCGAACAUUUUCAAAACCCUAGGUCUGGAGUAUGAUGAGAAGGUUCUCCCUUCGAUUGGAAAUGAAGUGCUUAAAGCUGUUGUUGCGCAAUUUAAUGCGGAUCAGUUGCUCACCGAGCGUCCUCACGUGUCCGCCCUCGUUCGUGAGAGCCUGAUUCGCAGGGCAAAGGAUUUCAACAUUUUGUUGGAUGAUGUGGCUAUUACUCACUUGUCCUACGGUGCGGAGUUCUCCAGGGCCGUGGAGCAGAAGCAGGUCGCUCAGCAGGAGGCGGAGAGGUCCAAAUUCGUGGUGGCCAAGGCAGAACAAGAGCGAAGGGCUGCAAUUAUUAGGGCUGAGGGAGAAAGUGAGUCUGCCAAACUGAUUUCUGAUGCGACUGCGGCUGCUGGAAUGGGCCUGAUCGAGCUAAGGAGGAUUGAGGCGUCAAGGGAGAACACAGCUACCAUGUCCAAGAAUCCUAAUGUGAUGUACCUGCCCAAUGGAAACAACAUGCUUCUUGGUCUCAAUGCUGGCCGCUGAAUAUCAGGGCUCUAAUGGGUUGCAAAAACUCGGUGUGAUUUUUGGCUAUUUGUUUGACUUUUUACUACCGGAUAUUUCUUUGUACUGGCUUGAUCUUUUGUCGUAGGGAACGAUUUUAUAAGUUAUGAUCUAUAUUCAUGAAAAUUAAAGCUGUUGAGGACUUCUCUCUCAUUUCAAGUUCAACUGCCAACCUAGAUAGAAGAGACUGUUCUUUUCAUCUUCCUCUGCCCCAUUUUGUUGGGAUGCAUUAAGAUGACUUUCUGCAAUUGAUGUCAUGCCUUGCACUGUAAUUCCAGUACUACGCGAAAAACAGUAACAAAUUUAAAUGUUUAUGAAACCAUGUUGCAAAACAAACUUUUUCUU
Olea europaea var. sylvestris is the source of this 1342-nucleotide messenger RNA. Its product is annotated as prohibitin-3, mitochondrial. The transcript is spliced from 2 exons. The record is from RefSeq and is a predicted model, not a curated record. Gene Ontology annotation, biological process: mitochondrion organization. The coding region runs from base 140 to 979 and encodes 279 amino acids. Gene Ontology annotation, cellular component: mitochondrion; membrane. NCBI's taxonomy places the organism in Eukaryota, Viridiplantae, Streptophyta, Magnoliopsida, Lamiales, Oleaceae.